AUGGAAUAUUUAGUUCACAAAUCUAGUCACCAAGGUGUGCUUUAUAUAUUUAACAAAACCAUUUUUUCAUUCCUCAGUCAUGACACUCCACAAAAAAGCACAAAGUUGAUUGAAGAAAUAGAAAACUCAGUGAUGGAAGAUAUAAGAAAUAGGACAGCAGUCCAGGAAUUCAUCCUGGAGGGAUUUCCUGCUGUCCAACAUCUGGGGAAGAUUCUCUUCCUGGUGCAUCUGCUGGCAUAUAUGGCCUCUAUCAUGGGAAACACGCUCAUAAUUACUGUGACUUGUGUUGACCAUCGCCUACAGACACCCAUGUAUUUUUUCCUUAGCAGUUUCUCCUUUUUAGAGUGUUGUUUCAUAACCACUGUCAUCCCUAAAUUGUUGGUCAUAUUUGUAUCAGGGAGUCAAACAAUUUCUUUUGCUGCCUGCUUCACACAGGCUUUUGUCUUUCUUUUCCUGGGGGUAACUAUUUUCUUCCUUAUGGCUGUAUUAUCCCUAGAUCGGUAUCUUGCCAUUUGUAAACCUCUGUACUAUCCAACCAUCAUGAGCCCAAGAAAGUGCGUUCUUUUGGUCAUUUCCUGCGUGGUUUUGGGAUUCUUUCUCAUGAUAAUUCCAAUUUUAAUUCUUAAUUCCGCAUCCUUCUGUGGCCCCCAUGUUAUCCCUCAUUUUUUUUGUGACUUUGGCCCCCUAAUCCAUCUGUCCUGCUCUGACACCCGAUAUAUUGAAAUGCUGUCAUUUGGCCUUGCUGUGUUUAUCCUUUUGACAUCCCUCAGUACAACUAUACUUUCAUAUAGCAACAUCGUAGUCACAAUCAUUCGUCUCCCAUCAGCCAAGGAGAGACAGAAAGCCUUCUCUACUUGCUCAUCUCACCUCAUUGUUCUCUCACUGAUGUAUGGCAGCUGUGUCUUUAUUUAUGUAAAACCAAAGCAAACAAACAGGGUGUACUACAACAGGGAGGCUGCCCUUGUGAAUACCGUGGUGACUCCACUAUUGAACCCUGUCAUCUAUACUCUGAGGAAUAAGCAGGUCCACCAGGCCUUGAGGGACAUUUUGUCAAGGGUAAGGUUGCAAAAAUAG
Sorex araneus (European shrew) is the source of this 1074-nucleotide messenger RNA. RefSeq names its product olfactory receptor 6C75-like. Gene Ontology annotation, biological process: G protein-coupled receptor signaling pathway. Gene Ontology annotation, cellular component: membrane. The record is from RefSeq and is a predicted model, not a curated record. Lineage: Eukaryota; Metazoa; Chordata; Mammalia; Eulipotyphla; Soricidae. The transcript has a single exon. Bases 1 to 1074 code for a protein of 357 amino acids. Gene Ontology annotation, molecular function: olfactory receptor activity; G protein-coupled receptor activity.